Molecule: messenger RNA, 465 nt
Organism: Danaus chrysippus (African queen)
Lineage: Eukaryota; Metazoa; Arthropoda; Insecta; Lepidoptera; Nymphalidae
Source: the annotation of a GenBank genome assembly
AUGCGCUUUGUGUGGUGUUAUAAACUGACUUUGUUCAAGUUUAUCCUGAUUCUUAUACCUACAUCACCAUCUGCUGCACAGAAUACCGUUAUUACAGGCAGUUCAUUGUCUUCUAUCACUGGGACGAUCACAAAGGUGUCAUCGGUAGUGGGAGGAGAGGCAAGCCUACCUUGCGAUUCGCAUCCUCCACAACGUAAUGAUAGCCUGCUCCUAGUGGUGUGGUACAGGGACGACAACCCUGUAUACAGUUAUGACACAAGAGUCUCAGGGUCAACCGGUCACUGGUCAGAUGACACGUUUGGAGAUCGAGCAAGAUGGGUCGACUACCCAAACUCCGGUCUCCAGGUGCGGGAUGUCCGGUCUGACGAUAGGUCCAUAUACAGAUGUCGAGUCGACUUCUAUGUGUCGCCAACAAGAAAUUAUAGAAUAGCUCUCGAUGUUAUCGUGAAUGAACACGAGGAUUAA